CUCUACCAUCUUCAAACUCAAAUUGCUCAAGAGUCUUCUUUUAUCACUUAUCAUGGCUUCUAUCCCUCCCUGCAAAUAUGAUGUCUUUAUUAGUUUUAGAGGUAAAGAUGUCCGUUAUGGUUUUCUCUCCCAUCUCUCUUCAGCCUUGCAUCAAAAACAAAUCCAUGCCUUUACGGAUGAAAACCUUCGUAAAGGAGAAGAUAUCUCACCAGCUCUCUUGAAAAUAAUUCAAGAAUCAUCUGUCUCAAUUGUUAUUUUCUCUGCAUAUUAUGCUGAUUCUCCCUGGUGCUUGGAUGAGCUUGUGAAGAUACUUGAGUGCAAGGAAACCUUAGGACAAUUAGUCCUACCAGUUUUUUACCAAGUAGAUCCGACUGAUGUUCAAGAGCUGACAGGGAAUUUUGGAAAGGCAUUUACUCUUGCUAAGCAUGGCGAACAAGUCAAAGGCCGUUUAAACAAGGUGGACGAAUGGAAGCAUGCUUUGAUUGAAAUAAGCAACUUAUCAGGAUGGGAUUCACGAAAUAUCAAGUAUGAAUCCAAAUUAGUUGAAGAAAUCGUCAACGAUGUUUUGAAGAAAUUUAGUCAUAUGUCUUCAAGUGAUGAUGCUUAUGAUCACAAUUUUGUUGGAAUUGAUUCACGUGUGAAAAAAGUGGAAUGGUUGUUAAAUGACAAGCGAGUUAUAGGAAUUUGGGGGAUGGGAGGCAUUGGUAAAACAACCAUUGCGCAACAAGUGUUUCGUCGAAACAUGACUAAAUUUGAUGGUCAUUGCUUUGUUGACAAGGUUAGAGAAACAAUGACAAAGCAACCACCAAUUGUUGUACGAGACAAUAUCAUUUGUCGAUUGUUAAGGGAAAGAAAUUUAUAUGAAGACGCAUUGAAUUUGGAUGUUUUUAUUAGGAGAAGGCUCCACAGUAAAAAGAUUUUCAUUGUUUUUGAUGAUGUUGAUGAUCCAAAUCAUUUAAAAAGUUUAGUAGGAGAGUGUGACUUGUACCAUGAAGGAAGUAGAAUCAUUAUAACUAGCAGAGAUUGGCAAGUACUUAAAAAUUUUUGUUCAAAGGAAUGCAUAUAUGAGGUUGAGAAAUUAAGUGAUUCUGAAGACAUUGAACUCUUUAGCUUGCAUGCCUUCAAACAAAAUCAUCCUAAGGAAGGAUAUGUGGAGCUAUCAAAGGAGGCAACAACUUAUGCCGGGGGGAGUCCAUUAGCUCUUAUAGUUUUGGGAUCUCAUUUAUUUGACUUGGGAAUAGAAGAAUGGAAAAGUGAAUUGGGAAAAUUAAAAGGGGAAUCUCUUAGGAAAAUUCAAGAUGUUCUGAGAAUAAGUUAUAAUGGACUAGAGAGGAAUGAAAAGAAAAUAUUUCUUGAUAUUGCAUGUUUCUUCAAAGGGGAAUAUAAAUAUCACGUUGAGAGAAGAUUAGAAGGAUUUGGUUUCUUUCCAAAAAGUGCAAUGCCUCGUCUAAUUAAUAAAACUCUCAUUAAUAUUGCAUGCGGAAAGGUAGAUAUGCAUGACUUGCUACAACAAAUGGGUAAGGAUAUUGUUAUUGAGGAGUGCAAACAGCCUGGAGGACGUAGUAGGUUGUGGAAUCAUGAAGAUAUUCGUCAUGUAUUGACAACAAAUACGGGAACCAAAAAUGUUGAAGGCAUAUUACUUGAUAUGUGUGAGAAGGAUAAUUUGGAGCUAAGUUCCACAGCCUUCAUGAAGAUGUGCAAUCUUAGAUUCCUUGAAGUAAGGAAUAGUUGGGCAAGAGAACGAGUGCUCCUUCCUAACAACCUUAAAUUUCUUCCAAAAGAGCUAAGGUAUCUUUCUUGGAAAAAUUAUCCUUUGAAAAGUUUGCCGUUAAAUUUUUGGCCCAAGAAUCUUGUAGAACUUUACAUGCAUGACAGCAACCUCAUAGAACUUUGGAAUGGCGAUAAGCCUCUUGAAAAUUUGAAAUUAAUGGAUCUCAGCUACUCUGAGGACUUAAUCAGGAUUCCAGACUUACCGAGUACUGCUCCAAAUCUUGAGUUUUUAUAUUUGAGGAUCUGUGAAAAUUUGGUUGAGAUUCCCUCAUCUCUUCAAAAUCUAAGCAAGCUUGUUGAGCUAGAUCUACGUGGGUGCUACAAUAUCACAGAUUGUCCGGAGAUUCCGUGUAACAUAAGGAUUCUAACAUUAGAUAGCACUGGAAUAGAACAAUUGCCCUCAUCAAUUGAGCAUCUAUCUCAACUUGUCAAAUUAUCUUUGAAAAGAUGUAAAAGACUUGUGAGUAUUCCAAGCAGCAUUGGCGGAUUGAAAUGUCUUGAAGCACUUUAUCUCAAUGGAUGUUCAAGACUCGUGGGCAUUCCAAGCAGCAUUGGCGAGUUGAAACGUCUUGAAAAACUUUAUCUCUAUGGAUGUUCAAGACUCAUGAGUAUUCCAAGCAGCAUAGGGAAGUUGAAAUGUCUCAAAGAAUUUCCCCUCUAUGGAUGCUCAGAACUGCUAAGUCUACCAGAGAGUAUCAAACAACUUUCUAAGUUGAAAUGCCUUGAUUUAAGAGGUUGCAAGAGACUUAAAUGUUUACCAGACCUUCCAUCAUACUUAAAAGACUUAAAUGCGUCAGAUUGCACGUCUCUGGAAUCUGCAUCAACUUCUUUCCUUUUCGUAGAACAUGCAGAUGAAAAUAAAGAUGAAGAUUAUUUCGCAGAUCUUAAAUUUCUCAUGCUUGUUGGUUGCGUCAAUCUGGAUAAGAAUGUUAUGGAGGAUGUAUUGGAAGCACAUCUGUUGGGUCAGGAUGUUGUUUUAUAUAUGGCAGGAUGUGAAGUGCCGCAAGGGAUGAGAUAUAAGAAUAACAGUGGGUCCUCGCUUUCAUUCAGACUUGACCUACAUCGCUUAAUUGCUUUCUCUUUUUGCACUGUUUUUCAUACCACAGAUUAUAUUCGCCUUACAUGUAGAGUGGAUUUUACCGACAAAUCUGGACACAGGCAUGGCAUUGAUUUCCAUUAUUGGACGAAGUUGGAUUAUAAUUAUUCAACAGAACAAAUGUUGCUUUGGUUCAAUCAUAAUAAAUUCGACUCCGUUGAUAAAGAGUGUUUCGUUGAGGCCUCCUUUCACUUCUCCAGUCCCAAUUGCUCUUUAAUGAAGUGUGGAGUCGAUCCUAUAUAUAGAUGAGAUAGUUUUAGUAGAAAUAAAAAGGAAAGCCGAAAUGCAGAGCAACCCCAUCAGCAUCAGGAUGACAAGGAACACCUACCAGCUCUUCAAAGAUUAAGAGAAGAAGAAUCAAUUGUGCGGAGGAAGAAAAGGAAGAGGAGUCAUCUGCACUCAAUCUGAACCUCUCUCUAUCUCUCACUGAUUCCUCUUAAUAAUUCUCUGCUCGAAUCUACUCACGUUCACAUGCAACAGGAGAGAAGUGGAACUUCACACACCAUUCACAAAAGCAGGUAUGUUCUUGAUCGUGUUGAAGAGCUAAAAUCAUUGACGCGGAUUGCCUUAGUGCGCAGAAAGGGGUCUUAAGGAGGGUGACAAAAUCAUUUUGACAAGGGAAGUUGAUGAAAGCUAAAACAGAAUUAGAGCUGAGAAAAGAAUAAGGGGCUUGGAAAGGAUCCCUGUCGCAUGACCAUGAUGGCCUUCUCUGUAAGGUUGAUGUUUUUUUUUUUAAAGAGAUAAAUUUGGAUUUCAUUAAUAAGAAAACGGCUUCUCUGUAUUGGGCUGAGCCUUCUCUGUAAGUUUAAAAGAUGAGUAUUGUGAGUGUUACAUAAUUCCUAAUUAAGUCUACAGAUGAAAUAUUAAAAUAUUAAGAGAAUCUAUAGAAUUUGUAAUAGCAAUUGAAAAAUGAAAGAUCGAAAAUUGAGCGAUUCUUAUGAUCAAGCAGCAACCCGAACCUCCCUACAGGACCCAUUCCUUGGCCCUGGUUGCGCAGACUGCUGCAAGUCAUGACCUUCUUCUGCCUCCAUUUUGAGUCAUUAAUCUUGGAAGGUGUCAGGUAAUUACUGCUAAUUAUAAGGAGAAUCGAAUAUAGUUAUUAAUUAGUGCUUGUAAAGGAUAGAUGGGUUUAUAUUGCACAAAAUCAAUUAAUUAGCGUCAGAAUUCACACUUCUCUAUUUAAAAAUGACUCCACUUUUUCAUAUUUAUUUCAUGUGGGAUAUCUUUUACCUUCAUAUUUAGAUCUAUUCAUGAAUCUUCAAUAAAAAUUUGAUACAAAAUCACAGCAAAUAAAGGUUUGGGUAAGAUAAUUAACUAACCAUUAGCUUGUUAAUUCGGAUUAGUCAUGGCUACUAUUCGUGUGUUUCGAAAUAUUGUAAUUAUUAUCUGUCCUGUAUUAAUUGCGUUCAAGUGUCAACUGAUUUAAGUCCAG
Molecule: messenger RNA, 4298 nt
Organism: Hevea brasiliensis (rubber tree)
Lineage: Eukaryota; Viridiplantae; Streptophyta; Magnoliopsida; Malpighiales; Euphorbiaceae
Product: disease resistance protein RPV1-like
Exons: 5
Coding region: 53-3115 (1020 amino acids)
Biological process (GO): signal transduction; defense response
Molecular function (GO): ADP binding
Source: RefSeq, a predicted model, not a curated record